Messenger RNA from Solanum stenotomum, 489 nucleotides. RefSeq names its product phospholipase A1-IIgamma-like. The record is from RefSeq and is a predicted model, not a curated record. NCBI's taxonomy places the organism in Eukaryota, Viridiplantae, Streptophyta, Magnoliopsida, Solanales, Solanaceae. Gene Ontology annotation, biological process: lipid metabolic process. The transcript has 3 exons. The coding region runs from base 1 to 489 and encodes 162 amino acids. Gene Ontology annotation, molecular function: glycerophospholipid phospholipase A1 activity.
AUGGGAUAUGUUGCUGUGGCAACUGAUAAGGGGAAGGCUGUGUUAGGGAGAAGGGAUAUUGCUAUUGCAUGGAGAGGGACAAUUAGAACAUUAGAAUGGGUUAAUGAUUUACAAUUUUUACUAGUGCCAGCACCUAAAGUUUUUGGUGGAGGUAGUUCAAUAUUGCCUUCAUUCAAACCUUUGGUGCAUCAAGGAUGGAACAGUAUAUAUACAUCUGAUGAUCCAAAAUCACCAUUUAAUAAAGCCAGUGCUAGAGACCAGGUCCUUGAAGAAGUGAAAAGAUUGGUUGAGAAAUACAAGAAUGAAGAGGUCAGUAUAAUUGUAACCGGACAUAGCCUAGGUGCAGCAGUAGCAACCUUAAAUGCAGUUGACAUAGUUUACAAUGGAUUCAACAAAACAAGCAACGGAAAGGAAUUUCCAGUGACAGCUUUUGUAUUUGCAAGUCCAAACGUUGGAGAUCUCAAUUUCAGGACGUUGGCGAAGUACUAG